AUGGCACCAGGGAUUGCGGAUAUGGCGGCCGGGCUUUUGCUGGGCAGCUGGGGUCAAGGGCCAGAUUUUGGCUUGUUGAGCCUCAUUUCGUUGUGCCUCGGCUAUUGCCUGAUAGGCUCUGCACCACCAACAGCCUCUUCGGGCCACGGCCAACGGCCGAGCACGGUCUCUCCACCUCGAGGACGCCUUGUUCCCCUUUGGGGACACACCGGCGGGUAG
Messenger RNA from Cordyceps militaris CM01, 219 nucleotides. RefSeq lists its product as uncharacterized. The coding region runs from base 1 to 219 and encodes 72 amino acids. The record is from RefSeq and is a predicted model, not a curated record. NCBI's taxonomy places the organism in Eukaryota, Fungi, Ascomycota, Sordariomycetes, Hypocreales, Cordycipitaceae. The transcript is spliced from 2 exons.